Messenger RNA from Diaporthe citri, 1758 nucleotides. RefSeq lists its product as uncharacterized. The transcript has 11 exons. The record is from RefSeq and is a predicted model, not a curated record. NCBI's taxonomy places the organism in Eukaryota, Fungi, Ascomycota, Sordariomycetes, Diaporthales, Diaporthaceae. Bases 1 to 1758 code for a protein of 585 amino acids.
AUGCCAAACCCAAUCAUGACGUCCGUCGACCCUCUCCGGUAUCUGCCAUUGGCCGAUGUCCUCCUUCGACCCCUUUACGAACCUGUGACUCUUCACUUGUGGAAACGAGAUGGCCAUUUGGCUCUCGACUGCCACCAAAUCGUGGACCUCUGGAAAGGAGCUGGAAGAAGAGAUUCCACCAAGUUCCAAGAGCCGACACAAGACAGGGAGAUGAGAGCCAACCGGGAAAGGUGGCUCGAAAACGCCCCUCACAACCUCGCGGCGUGCUGCCAAGCAGACCGUACCAUCACGACAGUUCACUCUCAGAGCACACCUUCCACAAACCUCUGCCCUCAUGCAACAAGCAACAUGGGGCGCUUGGAUGACCUCCCGAUGUUCGAGUUCGAUGUCCUCCUUGUUGCCAGCAAUCGACUGCUUGCUGACAUCAAUCACAGACUGCGGGAUGAGCUUCUCUUCGCCACGCGCCCUCUGACCCAUGGCCGGGACUUCAGCCCCGUUCUUGCAGCAUACCACCCGCUGACUCAAAGCGAUGACUACAAGCAGCAGAUGGACUUCAGGCAUAAUCCUGAUGACCCAAAGGACGACAGCCACGGUCUCGUCAAUUUGGGUACCAAAAAGUUCGUCAAAGCAACAAAGGAUCGCUGGGGCGACGGCGUGGCCGCUUCCGAGUUCAUCCAGCUCGGGAGCGCUGGGUAUGAGCGGCCCGACCGGUGGAUCAGGCCUGACGAGUCCGUCGUCGUCACAGUUCAGGCUUCUGCGAUCAGCCAUUCAAACAUCUCCGGCAGGGACCAGGACGUGGCGUCGGGGACGCUGCUCCACCACUACCUGACUGAGCACAGCGAGGUCACGGACGUGUUUGCGAACUAUGGGAUGACGUUCCACUCGGACGAGGAGUACCCAGUCCACCAUCACUAUCGUCUCAUGUCUGAGGGAUACCUGGAGCGGGCACUCGAGGACGACAGAGAUCUUGGCCAUCACGUUGAUGGAUGCCCUCAGACAUGCAAGCUACUCCCAGUCCGCCAUGAAUUCUACCUCAGGGCCAAGGGACGCCUCAAGGAAGCUGCUUUCCUCUUGUCCCGAGAUUCCCCAGCCAGAGGGGCCUUCGUAAAGCCGUUGCAUGAGAUGGUUGCCGUCACCAGGGAGAACUUCAAGGUCGAGAUCCGUUCUCGCAAGAAGGGCGAGAUCUGUGAGAAGAUCCUGGAGGUCCUUCUCGACGGCGCUGAGCUCCCUCCUAUCCUGGACCUCAUCAGUACGACAGUUGAGUUGGUCCCUGGGCACAGCAGCCCCGUGAACAGUAACCCGGGAGCAAGCAAUGUGCCAACAGCCUCGAGGAUACCACCCCGAGUGAUCCCGGACUCCGACGACGAGUUUGGAGGACAGAGUUCAGACGAGUACACAGCCAGCAAGCACCAACACCGGCACCAUGUCUCCGAACACAGAGCACGACGCCCUUGCUGGGAGCCCGCCACGGUCACCGACCUCUUCCAGUCCGGGUACGUUGUCAAGAUCCGUAUCACCAAGGUGAACGGGACCAAGCCGGCGGCAUUUUCAUCUCGUCUGAACCGGUUCCAGGCUUGGACCAGCGGACGCAGUGAUGUUUGGCACGAGACGGACGAGGCGGGUAAGCUGGGCAAGAAGGGCAACCAGGACAGCAAAGCUGAGGACGACGGCAAGGGCAGCGAGGUCUUUGACGGCCGGGCUGACCCCAAGUCGGCAGCUGCUCAGGGCAGCUCCUCCGGGCAGAGCUCUACCGAGUAG